Molecule: messenger RNA, 983 nt
Organism: Ipomoea nil (Japanese morning glory)
Lineage: Eukaryota; Viridiplantae; Streptophyta; Magnoliopsida; Solanales; Convolvulaceae
Product: auxin-responsive protein IAA29
Exons: 4
Coding region: 140-799 (219 amino acids)
Biological process (GO): regulation of DNA-templated transcription
Cellular component (GO): nucleus
Molecular function (GO): protein binding
Source: RefSeq, a predicted model, not a curated record
CAUGCAUUACAGUUGCCCAUAACUCUCUCUCCCCCUAUAUAUAUAUAAGCUAAGCUUGAAAGAAAAGCUAGGUAGUAGUUGGCGUAAUAAAUUAAAGGUCCAAAAGUACACUACGAAUCUCUCUUCAUUUUCUUCUGAUAUGGAACUCGAGCUAGGCCUUGCUCCGGCAGCCCAUUUUGUGGAUCGGAAAUGCUUCGAUUUGAACGAGAAUGCUGUGUUCGAGAAAUACGAGGUAAGGAGGGAGCAGAUGACGAUGAAGAAACGGAGUUUUGAUGAGGCUUUUGAGAAUUGCGGCGGCACGGGACGUCAAACGUUGGCGUUGCUUCAGUGGAGUCGGCAGCCCAACGAGGAAGAUGACCGAAAUGCAGCGGACAGGUUGAAAAACUGCCAAGUUGAUCAACGGGAUGUUGAGAAAAAAGGCUUAUUAGUGGGGUGGCCACCGAUAAGAUCAUGGAGAAAGAGACAACUACAUGAUCAUCAAGGUGGUGGUUGGGUAGUCAUCACAAAUGAAAGAAUCGUCAAUGGUGGUAGAAACUCUACAUUCGUGAAAGUGAAGAUGGAAGGUGUGGCCAUUGGAAGAAAAAUCGACCUAAGUCUUUACAAUUCAUAUGAAGUUCUCACAAAUGACUUGAUCAACAUGUUUGCAAGAUAUCAAGAUCAAGAAUGCGGCAAAAAUGGUGGGGGCUAUGCCCUAUUGUACGAAGACAAACAAGGGAACUGGUUGGUAGCAGGAGAUGUUCCAUGGAUGACAUUCGUUGGGUCUGUUCACAGGAUAGAAAUACUAAGGAGUGGGGACUGAAGUUGGAAGAUAAGGCAAAUUAUGAAAUAGGGAGAAGUAUUUUGUAUGUGGAAAUAUGGUUCCUUAUUUUCAUUAAAAAUUAAUUAAUGUUGUUCUGUAGAACCCAUUAAUUAAUGUUUGAAAUAGAAGGCAGUUUUUACAAACUCUGCUUGGAACUUGAUCGAAGUGGUUGAUUAAGUUGUUA